This is a messenger RNA of Sebastes umbrosus (honeycomb rockfish), 1951 nucleotides long. It is a transcript of the gene atpaf2, whose product is annotated as ATP synthase mitochondrial F1 complex assembly factor 2. The transcript has 8 exons. Gene Ontology annotation, cellular component: mitochondrion. Gene Ontology annotation, biological process: mitochondrial proton-transporting ATP synthase complex assembly. Lineage: Eukaryota; Metazoa; Chordata; Actinopteri; Perciformes; Sebastidae. The record is from RefSeq and is a predicted model, not a curated record. Bases 298 to 1149 code for a protein of 283 amino acids.
UGAACCAGUUCGUUCGCAACCAACACAUCACAGAAGGUCACACACGCGUGUUUUUGAACACAGGAGGAGCAGCUCUGUGAAAGCUAAAGGAUGGAAAUAUGAAUUGAAACAUAGCAACUUUAUACAGUUAGCCAGUUACAGUAUAAACACGCAUUAAUGCUAUUACGAAAAACAUUCACACGUAUACAUAUGUGGCAUUUAAUGUAUUAACGAGCUGCGGUCAGAAACGAACAGGUCGCCUAUAGCCUGUCAGCUAGCUUCUUCUUCACAACAUUACAUCCCCACAUCACUGCAGCUAUGUUUAGGAGCCUUGUUAGACUUCAGAGUCGGUUUGGAAACAUCCUUUCUGCCAAUAAAGUGUGCCCAAGAAGUCAGCAAUUAGCUUUGAAACACUCCGCAGCCGCAGCAGAAAGAAAAAGAUUUUAUAAAGAUGUCAGUAUAUCCCAAGGUGAAGGUGGUUUAUAUGAAAUAAACCUAGACAGAAGAAAACUGAAAACUCCUGGAGGGAAGCUGUUCACAGCGCCAAAUGAAGUCCUGGCCAUCGCCGUGGCAACCGAGUGGGAUGCUCAAAGGGACACACUCAAAUUCUACACUAUGCACCUGACUACACUGUGCAACACAGCUCUGGACAAUCCCACGGAACGUAACAGGGACCAAAUGAUCAGCGCUGCCCUGAAGUUCCUGGAGACUGAUACUGUCUGUUACAGAGUAGAUGAGCCAUACGGUUUGGUUGAGCUACAGAAGAAUGAGUGGGACCCUCCGCUGCACUGGAUUGAAAACAGAUAUGAUGUCACUAUCGGCUCCUCGUCCAGUAUUUUGGGUCCUGAGAUCCCAGAGGCAACUAAAGACACGUUACGGCAACAUCUGAAAUCUUACAACUUCUGGUCCCUGACAGGGCUCGAGUACGUGAUCACCCAGCUGAAGUCUGUUGUGUUGUCAUUGGGGAUGAUCGAUAGACAUUUGAGUGUGGAACAGGCUGUGCUGCUCUCCAGACUGGAGGAGGAAUACCAGAUUCAGCACUGGGGAAACGUGGAGUGGGCCCAUGACUACGACAUGUAUGAGCUGAGGGCACGAACUGCCGCUGGAGCUCUUUUCGUUCACCUCACCUCUGAGAGUUCAACUGUCAAACGCAAACUUAUGCAGGACUGAGAAGGAUAAGCUCAAAACAUAAAACUCUCCGUGAGCAUACGUCAAAUGUGCCCUCAAACUGAGACCACCACCACCCUAAGCAACACACUUUUAUAUCCAUUCAGACAAACACAUCACAUCCUGUUUGUUCUGUUUAGCUGUGACAGCUGCUUUGUCUGCGAUCUGUUAUAGAGUCAUUUCACACCAGUGAAAACAUUGGCUGUCUUUUUGCAGUGUUGAUAGGUGGCAGCUGCCAAGUGUGCCACCCCUCACCGAGUUUCCAGUCGGUUCUCACUCAUCCGUGACAUUUUGGACACUGCGCAUGGUUUCAAGAGAAUAGUGACUAAUGUUGUUGUCUGUUUGGUGGGGGAAUGUUAAUUCCAUGUCUGCUUUCUCUGUGUGCCACAUUAAAAUACUGCUGAGCGCAUAUGUUAUCCUGUAGUGUUUGGUAAUGGUAAACCGUAGUAGGUGCAAUAGGUGAAACAUACUGCAUUCAAAUUCAUUUCUGUAAUUUAAGAUUGUCAUUACCCAUGUAUGUAUUUUGACAUUUUUAGUGUGGUAAUGAGGUGGAAGAUUAAAUGCUGUACACAGAAAGCCUGUUCAUCAUCCUCACUGCACAGUUCUGUUUCUACAAAAAGUUGAAUUUUAGCGGAAUGGUAGACUACACCCCCAUCCAGUAGUCAUUUUCAUGUACAAAAGCUGAAGGUUUUGUUGCUCUUACAGUUUAAAUUAAAUGAAAAGUAACUCAUGUUUGUCUAAAAAUGUGCAAAAUGUCAGAAAAGUUUAUUGUGAAUUAAAACCCAAACAAGGCAAAAAUACUUUU